AAAUAAUGUGGUGUGCACAUGAGUUAUCUACCUUGGAAACAUGGCCAGCAAAAAUGUGCACGUUUUGAUUCCAAGGUAAAUCAGAGUUUUAUUUUGUAAGGGACCGCUUUCGAUCACUUCCUGCCCCAUGUCACGUGGUCAAGCCCUCGCCUAGAUACGAGCAAAGCGUCGCUGCUUCACGGUCGCUACGGAGAGAGGGAUGUGUCUGUGGUAGUAAAAAUACUGUGUACUUUCCCACGGAGUUAGGGCAACUUACUGUCAUGGCAGUUUAUAGCACAUGCUUCUCGAUUGUUACGACGACCACUCUAAACCGUUUCGACGUUUGUAUAUACACUUUGGGUGGCUGCUAGUACUUUAAUCUAUCUUGGCAUGACUGAUAAAGAUUAGUUAGCAUGCUAGCGAGCUAGCCACACAGCCUCAGCAACACACAGCGACCACACCUGCCAGUGUGGCUGUAGGUUCCUAGCAGAAAUGGGAAAACUACAGAGCAAGUUUCGCAAGAGGUCUGUCAUCUACAGGACAACUGAGGGGGAGAAGUCAGAUAACACCUUUGACAGUCAGGUGGUGCAGUAUGAACUUGCCCAUAAAGGGUCCACCAACACUGUCACCAAUCUGAGCCCAGAUCUCUGUGUUUCCGGUGGAAGUGACCAGGCUGUGGUGGUGUACGACUGGAAACAAGGCCGGAUGUGCCAGACCUUUCAGGGUCACAACCGAGAGGUUACCAAGGUGGUGUGUUAUCCAGGCAGCACAUGGAUAUUUAGUGCCUCACGGGACAAGACUGUACUGAUGUGGGACCUGAACCAGGGGGACGAACCUAUCCAGGAAUUUUGUGGGCAUGAGUUGGUGGUCAAUGGACUAGCUAUCAGUCCUGAAGGGAGAAAGCUCUGUACUGGUUCUCGUGACAACUGGAUGUGCCUGUGGGAUAUAGAAUCUGCAAAAUGUGAACAGAGACAGAACGUUUCUAGGAACCUGGUGACUCAUGUGUGCUGGGUACCAGGCAGCUCCUCCCUAGUCCAGACUUCUGAGGAUAAGACCAUAAGAGUGUGGGAUAGCCGUGCAUGGCAGGUGACCAAUACCUUUCCUGCCAAGCAAUACAUCCAGACCCACUGUGACGUUUCUCCAAACGGACACUACUUGUUGUCCAGCAGCAAUGGCUUCGGAGGCCAGGGCUGUGAAGCCACGCUCUGGGACCUGCGCCAGCCCGGCUGUAAGGUGGUGGAGUACAGAGGUCAUCUCCAGACCACCGCCUGCUGUAUGUUCCUGCCUACGACUCCUGGUGGUUCAGCUCAGGUAGCAACAUCCUCACAUGACAGCUCUGUCAAAGUCUGGGAUCAGAACACCGCAGUCUGUUUAGGGACGUUGUCUCUGGAUGGUGCUGGUCCACUGGUUUGUCUGGCUCCCACCGACACUGCCAAUCUGCUGUGUGCCAGCUUCAACAACGGCCUCCAUCAUAUCCAGCUGGGCCACGGAUUAGGCUUGGAUCCGGAUUCUGGGCCAAGUUCAGGUGGAGCUGGUGAACUGGACGUAAAAGUUGUGGCACGCUUCUGACAGCACCAACCCUGACCUGUGCACAGCCAACGCCACAGUGAGCGCUAUCACUGGAUAUGGACAAUAUGGCAGUUCAUUUAAUAUAUUUUCACAAUUUGACCUAUUUCUACAGGCACGUUGUACUUAAUGAGACUGCCAUACUGUGAAGAUUGACAAAGGAGGCCAUUGAGUAAAGGAGUGCAUGAGGGUGACAAUGUCGUGCAUGCAUCUCUUGUCCCGCAAACCCCCCAGGUGGCCCUGCUUGGAUUGCUGCCUUCUCUACCAAAUCAGAAAGACGGGGGAUUAUUCUCAGUUUCAUAAUCUUCUUCAGCAAGGAGGAUCCGACAAGAUGCUUCAUGGACAGGUUGUAUGGAUAUUAUUGGUGGGGUUGGAUAUACAGUAUAUGUCUGGACGAUAUCUUGAUGCAGAAGAAGUCGUGUAAAAGGGGAAGCAAUCCAAAAAGAAAAAGAGCCAAAAUAAUCCACUAUUUGGUCAGGUAUUACUUCUGUAGUAUGUGCAAUCAGACUAGCAGUCUUGUUAGUCAAUCACUGUGUUGAAAGAUAUGAUUAUCUCCAAAACAGAAUAAUGUGCGACAUGUGUAUGUUGAUAAAUAUUUAGUUGUGCUGUAGCAUUAACCUAAUGGAACACAUGCCUACCUACAGUACAACACAAGAAAGUUAAGAAAUUAGGUUUUGUUUCCAGGUAGAAUUCAAUGAAUUACAUUUUUUUAAAGAUCCGCUUCUUAGUUAAGUAUUGUUUAUAAUGAAUAAACGGGAAUCAAAUAUAUUGUUGCAAAUACAAAAGAAAGCUUUUUCGACAACCGGUUAACAUUAAACCUGGUACCAGUAAUUCUGAUCAACAUUUUUUAAUAUGGUGUCUCUACUGUGAUACUAACAGCUGUUUGACUACUUUGUUAGGAUUAGCAAUCCAGACUUGCUUUUGUUUAGCCAGCAAAUGCUAAUGUUAAUAUUAGCAGCCUUAAGUAAGUGACAUUUGGACACGCGUUACAUUCCUACCUUUACUGAUUAUUGUCAGAAGAUGAGUAAAGUGUAAACACUUGAAUUUGAAGUGCAAAUUGAAUAUGGAGGAUCAUUUUAAGAAUUGCAUAAUUUUCCUUUUUGGUUUGUGGAUAUCCAGGUUAAUUAUUUUUGUAAAAGACAGUGAUCAUUACAAGUAGUGACAAACCGAAGGUCAUUCUUUUUUUUGUGAGAAUGUACUGUCUCGGUGUUCGUCACUCUGAACACCAGUUAACUGUAUCUGUCUGCGUUUCAGACACUAUGAUGAAGCAAUUAAUGAAUAAUGUUUUGUCUUAGUAAAUCUUGGUAGUCUAGUCA
Messenger RNA from Eleginops maclovinus (Patagonian blennie), 2861 nucleotides. It is a transcript of the gene wdr31, whose product is annotated as WD repeat domain 31. Lineage: Eukaryota; Metazoa; Chordata; Actinopteri; Perciformes; Eleginopidae. Bases 472 to 1548 code for a protein of 358 amino acids. The transcript is spliced from 10 exons. The record is from RefSeq and is a predicted model, not a curated record. Gene Ontology annotation, molecular function: protein binding.